Populus trichocarpa (black cottonwood) is the source of this 1983-nucleotide messenger RNA. Its product is annotated as histone-lysine N-methyltransferase ASHR3. Gene Ontology annotation, molecular function: protein binding; histone H3K36 methyltransferase activity. Gene Ontology annotation, biological process: regulation of DNA-templated transcription. The record is from RefSeq and is a predicted model, not a curated record. NCBI's taxonomy places the organism in Eukaryota, Viridiplantae, Streptophyta, Magnoliopsida, Malpighiales, Salicaceae. Bases 102 to 1652 code for a protein of 516 amino acids. Gene Ontology annotation, cellular component: chromatin; nucleus. The transcript is spliced from 11 exons.
ACUCAUAUCAAAAACAAAAAAAAAAACUCCAAAUUACUGCUAGGAAGGAUUUAUACAAAAAAAUUCUCUCCGAUAGUAGAGUUACUAGAGAGAGAAUUAAAAUGCCAGAUCUAGGACUAGGAGGUAACCUCUCUCUCUCCUCUUCUCUUACUCUCACGCGCUGCCCUGCUCUCAAACCCAACUCUCCUCUCCCUCCUCCUCCCGAUGCCAUUGAUCAAUCAGAUUCAAUUACCUCAACGACGGCGACAAUAACUUCUGUUACAGUCAAAACCCUGGUUAAAUGGGACCAAAGUGUUCCAGAAGGAGCGGCAGAUUUGUGCAAUGGGAGUUCAAUUAGGGUUUUGAAGCGGACCAGUGCUAGCCGAUUGGGUUGCAAGAAGGGGUUUAAUAAUAAUAUUAGUAGUAAUAAUGGUAAAUGCUUGGAUGAUUACGUUAGGGUUUGGGUUCAGAAGAAGAUGGAUGCGGGUGUCUCACAAUCUCGCUGCCUUCUUCCUUUUCUUGUUGGUGCAAAGAAAAUGGUGGAAUGUCUCUUUUGCUGUAGAUCUAUCUACCCCGGGGAGGGAAUGCAAUGCUCUGUUCGUAACUGUCAGGGAGUUUAUCACUUGACAUGUGUUGUGGAAGGGCUUGGAGUCUCAAAUCUGAGAAAAUUCAAGUGCCCUCAGCAUGAAUGUUUCACUUGCAAAGGGAAAUUUCAUUGGCGGUGUGUUCGAUGCACAGUAGCUUCACAUAAUCAGUGUGCACCAUGGUCUGAUGAAGUAGUUUAUCUGAAAAACCAACCAGGACGAGCAGUUUGUUGGCGGCAUCCAACUAAUUGGCGGCUAGAUAAGAAGCAUGUGGUUCCAGCAACUGAUAUCGAGGAAAUAUUUUGUCGUUUGCCUCUACCUUACAUUGAUGAGGAGUUCAAGAUUGAUUUAACAUGGAAAGACCUGACAGAGAAUAAACUAGAACCACCUCCAUAUGUGCACAUCAGGCGCAAUGUUUACCUGGUCAAGAAGAAGCGUGAUGAUUCUGAUGGUGAUGUUGGAUGCACAAAUUGCAGCUCUACAUGCUGUGAGAAUUGUGUGUGCAGGGUUCAAUGUAUAAGCUGCUCCAAGGCAUGCCGCUGCCCUGAAACUUGCACCAAUAGGCCAUUUCGCAAGGAGAAAAAGAUAAAAAUUGUCAAGACUGAAUUUUGUGGUUGGGGAGUGGAGGCAGCUGAACCACUAAAUAAAGGCGAUUUUAUAAUUGAGUAUAUUGGAGAAGUCAUUGACGAUAAAUUAUGUGAACAAAGGCUCUGGGACAUGAAAUACAAAGGUGUGCAGAACUUCUACAUGUGCGAAAUUCGAAAGGACUUCACAAUUGAUGCAACUUUUAAGGGAAAUUCAUCUCGUUUUUUAAAUCAUAGUUGCAAACCCAACUGUAUCCUAGAAAAGUGGGAUGUCGAGGGGGAGACUCGGGUGGGAGUGUUUGCUGCUGGCUCAAUAAGAGUUGGAGAACCAUUAACAUAUGACUACAGGUUUGUUCGAUUUGGACCUGAGGUAAAGUGCUAUUGUGGGGCUCCAAAUUGUCAGGGAUAUCUUGGAACCAAAAGAAAGAUUGCUAAGUUGAACAUUGGCUGGGGUGCAAAACGAAAGAGAACAUCAACUGCAUGUGUAGCCAUUAUAACCAUGUGAUUCACUUUUUACACCAGCAUCCCAUUCCAGCUGGAGGAUUGUUGUACGUUUCUCCUCGUUUAAUGGAAACUGAAAGUAAAACUACUCUCUCUUUAUCCUUGCUGCUGUACCAUUCAAUCUUUGGCAUGAUUUUUUCCUCUUCAACUUUUUCGUAGCAUCCCCUUUCGACACACCCUGCAGGACUGCAAGAAAGCUUGUAAAUUUAUUUCCCUUAUUGGGAUUACCGUGUUGUAAUUCUAGAAAGAUUUCAACUUUUAACCACAAAUACACGAUUUGGAGGAUAAACAGAUUCAUCUGAGAUGCUGAUGCUCAUCCAGGUUUCUGCUCACAA